This is a messenger RNA of Cladophialophora yegresii CBS 114405, 1320 nucleotides long. RefSeq lists its product as uncharacterized. Gene Ontology annotation, molecular function: oxysterol binding. Bases 1 to 1320 code for a protein of 439 amino acids. Gene Ontology annotation, biological process: piecemeal microautophagy of the nucleus; maintenance of cell polarity; endocytosis. Lineage: Eukaryota; Fungi; Ascomycota; Eurotiomycetes; Chaetothyriales; Herpotrichiellaceae. The record is from RefSeq and is a predicted model, not a curated record. Gene Ontology annotation, cellular component: intracellular membrane-bounded organelle; cytosol; membrane. The transcript is spliced from 2 exons.
AUGCCUGAAGUCGAAGGUGGAGCGGUGCCGUCUCAGAGCAAGGGUUCAUGGUCGUCCUUUUUGAAGUCGAUUGCCUCUUUCAAUGGCGACCUGUCUUCGCUGACCGCCCCGGCUUUCAUCCUUUCUACACAGUCACUCGUCGAGUUCUCCGCCUACUGGGCUGAGAACCAAUCGCUGUUCGUAGCACCUGCCCUAGAGAAGCAUCCUGCAAGGCGCGCACUGCUGGUGCUUCAGUGGCUGCUGAACACUCUUAAGCAACAGUACAGUUCGCGGUCCGAGAAGCUCGGCUCAGAGAAGAAACCGCUGAAUCCAUUCCUGGGCGAACUGUUUCUGGGCAAAUGGGACGAUGACUUCGGCCAGACAACCCUGGUCUCGGAGCAAGUCAGCCAUCACCCUCCUGUCACGGCCUAUUGCAUCACCAAUGAGAAGCAUCGGAUCCGACUCCAGGGCUACAACGCGCAGAAGGCUAGUUUUAGUAGAACUAUCCACGUCAAGCAGAUCGGACAUGCCUUCCUGACUUUACAUCCUCCUGGCAGCGACCAGGCCGAAACCUACCUCAUCAGCCUCCCUGCCUUACAUAUCGAAAGUCUGAUCUAUGGCGCGCCUUUUGUCGAGCUGGGCAAAUUCAUCCAUAUCAUCUCCAGCACGGGCUACGUGGCCAAAAUUGAUUUUACUGGCAAGGGUUGGCUGUCCGGGACAAAGAAUAGCUUCACAGCGGCACUAUGGAAGGAAGGUGAGGGGUCGGAGAAGAACCCCUUGUAUACUGCGGCCGGCCAAUGGUCAGACUCAUUCACGAUCAAAGAGGGCGACGCGAAGCGAGGUAAGGAGGUUCUUACGUUCAAGCCUUCGGACAUCAAACUUUCCAGGCUCAAUGUCGCGCCCAUCGAAGAGCAAGAUGUGGUGGAAAGCCGGAGAGCCUGGUCAAAGGUAGCACAGAGCAUUGAGAAGGGCGACAUGGAUGCCGUCGCACAUUACAAAUCACGGAUAGAGAAUGCUCAACGGUCGUUGCGCAAGAAGGAGCAGGAAGAGAAGCGUGAAUGGGACAGAGUAUUCUUCUCACAAGCAGACCCGAACGACAGGCUCGAGCAGGUGUUCAACAGCCUGGUCAAGGUUGCAGGGAGUUUCGGCAUCAAUAGCUGGGAAGGUGUCGCUCCGGAUAAAACAGCUGGCAUCUGGAGGUACGAUGAACAAAAGGCUGCAAAGGCACGCAAGCCUUUCCAUCCCAAGGAAGGUUUGUUGGCUCUGGGUGAGAACACAGACGGUUCUUCAGCGCCGGUGAGCAGGGUUCCAACACACCAAGAAGCGGGACCAGCGACCUGA